This is a messenger RNA of Salvelinus sp. IW2-2015, 2169 nucleotides long. RefSeq names its product LIM/homeobox protein LMX-1.2. Lineage: Eukaryota; Metazoa; Chordata; Actinopteri; Salmoniformes; Salmonidae. The record is from RefSeq and is a predicted model, not a curated record.
GCUUCAAUCUUGGUCUGAGACUUUUCAAGCUGCAGGGAUCCGACCGAGCGGCAUAGUAUUUGAAGAGUUACCAUUGGAACAUUUCACUCAUAUUUCUUGGAGUUACAAUUGUUGUUGUUUUUGUUGUUUUAGAAGCAAAAGUCUUGAGCGGAUACGUCCCUCCUCCAUAGCCUUCUCUUCUGGCCACGCGCGGGUGCAAACAAGAAGAUAGCCGAAACGUAUUCAGUCCAAAUUAACAGGUGACUGCUCAAAAUAGUAUUUGUCAAAUGUAUUGCCGCUUCUUACGAUUCUGUGACAUCUGAAGAUUCUGCUUAGGAUAGCCCCACAUAAAGUGGAACCGGUCUUAACAUUUGGACGCCUUUUAAAAAAAUUUUUUUUUUAAGUUAGCGAUCUGGGAACACACAUUGUUUGUGUAUGUGUGUGUGUGCGAGUAGUCUCAGCAAAUAGUGUCGGCUUUAGCUAGGAUUUGAAGCGAAAACACGUCUGACAGUACAUUGUUAUGGAUAUUGCAACAGGUCCCAAGUCACUGGAACGCUGUUUCUCGAAGAGAAACCAUUCCAAGUACCCAAGGAUGUUAGACGGUAUAAAGAUUGAAGAUAAUCCCCAUCGUCAAGCUACCCUUGGAGUCAUGCUUGGGACAGAAUACCAUCACCGAUCUGUAUGUGAAGGAUGCCAGCGUCCAAUAUCUGAUCGGUUUCUGAUGAGAGUCAACGAUUCCUCAUGGCACGAGGAGUGUUUGCAGUGCGCUGUGUGUCAACAACCUCUCACUACCAGUUGUUACUUCCGGGAUAGGAAACUGUACUGCAAACAUGACUACCAACAGGCAAGGAGGCAGCAACAGCAACAAGAACAACAGAAUUCUCAAGGCUUGGCCAAGAGGUGAUGUCCAAUCGGAUGGAGGGCAUGAUGAACUCCUUCACGCCACUGGCCCCGCCCCAGCAGCAACUGGUUGCCAUGGAUCAGAACGGCUACAGUACAGACCCCUUCCAACAGGGCCUCACUCCCCCACAGAUGCCCGGAGACCACAUGAACCCAUAUGGUAAUGAUUCAAUUUUCCAUGACAUAGACAGCGACACAUCUUUAACCAGCCUCAGUGACUGCUUCAUGGCAUCUUCAGAAAUGAACAUGCAAGCACGUGUGGGACCCAUUGACCGACUCUAUUCCAUGCAGAACUCUUACUUUGCAUCAUGAAAGUAUCACAUACAGAAAUUAUAUUAUGUAAUAUAGCAGAUCAUCCACAAACUCUGCUUCUCGCCUUCCUCAACUGCCUCACAUCAAGGAGUUUCCACGCUGCUAUGGACAAGACAGAAGCAAYGACCUGUUCCAAUGACUCCUGGAUCAUGUGCAGACAAUGGACUCAAAUAGAGGAGAGUGGAGAUUCCCUGGGAAAAAAACAAUUUUCUUUUUUUCUAGAGAUUAUUGGUAGCAUAUUUGUAUAUUACUGCCAGAAAAGUUGCACACCUUUCUUUGUCAACAAAAAGAAAAUCAAUGGAGCCACCGAUUUUAAAAACGCAAACCAAAUACUACAGGCCCACCAGUUAUCAUAAUGCAUGACUUCAUAGUUAAUCGUAUGACCAUAAAACUGAAAAACCCUGAAAAAAAAACCUGUGAGUUGUUGAGAUGUGUCCAUUUUAUAAUGCAUUCAGCAUUAGCAUUUUGAUCACAUUGAUAGUUUUAGCCCUAAAGAGAAGAUAUUGUGUUCAUAGUAAWUAGACAGUGUGUUCACAAGAGACAAUGUGGGUAUGUGUGUGUGUAUUUGAGUAAGAGUGUGUGAGAGAUAUAAACAUUCAGAAAAAUAAAGAUGCAUUGUGGUGUCCGUUUGGUGUAAAUACUUUCCCAAGCAGAUUGGUUGUGCAUGUUAAAAUGGAAAACAUUCUAUUUAUUUAACUAUAACAUGCUCUUGAAGGUACUUAUGAAUCUGAAAAGCUUUAUUUAAACAGGAGAACAUUUUGUUAUGUAAUUAGUGAGUACAUGAUUAUCACAAUUCAUUUGUAUGCCAUUUAAUUAUGAACCAUAACCCUUUUUUCAGCCAAGCUGUAAAUGAGCAAAAUUGUGCUAUUUAUUUCAUACAGACUUGAGACCAUGUAAAAUGUACAUUUUCAAUGUUAAGAAAUUGCUAAAUUACCAAAGUCGAUUGGUUCAUUGAAUAAACACUAUUUCUUCUCCUGA